Zingiber officinale is the source of this 1782-nucleotide messenger RNA. RefSeq lists its product as uncharacterized. Lineage: Eukaryota; Viridiplantae; Streptophyta; Magnoliopsida; Zingiberales; Zingiberaceae. The record is from RefSeq and is a predicted model, not a curated record. Bases 1 to 1782 code for a protein of 593 amino acids. Gene Ontology annotation, molecular function: RNA-DNA hybrid ribonuclease activity; nucleic acid binding. The transcript has 5 exons.
AUGUCGUUCGGACUGAAGAACGUCGGUGUCACAUACCAGCAGCUCAUGAACAAGACGCUGAGGACAUACAGAGUCAAGCUAAAUCCCCAGAAGUGUUUGUUCGGAGCAAAGAGCGAUCGCUUUCUGGGGUACAUCGUUACCGAGCGGGGCAUAGAGGCGAAUCCCAGCAAAGUGAAAGCGCUGCAGGACAUGCCACCUCCCAGAAACUUGAGGCAAGUGCAACGCCUUACCGGUCGGAUAACGGCCUUGUCGCGGUUCAUCUCCAAAACGGUCGAUCGGAGCUUACCUUUCUUCAAGAUUCUGCGCCGAGCCACCAAAUUCCAGUGGGACAGAGAAUGUGACCAGGCGUUUGAGGAAUUAAAGGUUUAUCUAAACUCUUUGCCUGUAUUAGCUAAGCCCAACACCGGCGAGCCGCUCCGCAUCUACUUAUCCUCGACCGAGCAUACUGUAGGCUCGGCGUUAGUGCGACAGGACGGCGAAGAACAACUUGUGUAUUUUCUGAGUCACAUUCUAAAGGAUACUGAGUCCCGCUACACUGGUCUCGAAAAGCUUGCCUUCGCGCUAGUCCUCGCCGCUCGGAGACUUCAACCUUAUUUCCUCGCGCACAUGAUAAUUGUCAUGCCGAACAACCCUCUAGGGAGAUAUCAGCCCCACACGACAAUCAAGGCGCAAUCCUUAGCAGAUUUCGUCACCGAAGUGCAUAAUCCCGAGCCCGAAUCUUUAUGGAAAGUAUUUGUUGAUGGGUCCUCCACUCGGCUCGGGAGCGGUAUUGGUAUCUUAUUGAUUUCUCCCCAAGAAGAACGGGUGCAGCUGUCCGUCCGGUUGGAUUAUCGGGCAACCAAUAAUGAAGCAGAAUAUGAAGCCCUCAUUGCUGGAUUACAGGCUGCUCGGCAUGUAGGAGCAAGCCGAGUGAUGAUCUACUCAGAUUCUCAGCUUGCUGCUCAGCAACUCUCAGGAACUUUCGAGAUAAACAAUGCAAGACUCAAGCUCUACACGGAAGCCUUCGAAAAGCUCAAGGCCAACUUCAGCGAUGUGGUCAUACAAAAGAUCCCCCGAGCGGAGAACCAAGCGGCGGAUGAGUUGGCUAAGCUUGCAAGUUCGAUAUCUCCGAUCGUCAUACAACAAUCGAUUGAGCAAGUAUCAUUAGUGGCUCGCAUUGACAGGAUGGAGGGCCUCACGUUCCCGAGCAACUGGAGAACAGACAUAGUGGAAUUUUUGCGAUCGGGAGCUACGCCGUUCGAUCGAGAAGAGGCCCAGUUGCUAAGGAAGAGAGCGGGUCGGUUCACCCUCAUCGGGGAUCAGCUCUACAAGAAGGCGUUCUCCCGGCCGUUACUCAAGUGCGUCAACUCGGAGGACGCGGAGUAUAUACUAAAGGAAGUGCAUCAAGGAUCUUGCGGAGGUCAUCCGAGCAGUCGCUCGUUGGCGAGAAAGAUUCUACUGGCCGGCUGGGUGGACGAGCUCUCAGGCGUAUUAUGGGCGAUCCGCACAACCCCUAAGGAGGGAACGGGGGUCACACCUUUCCACUUGGUAUACGGAGGGGAGGUUGUCGUUCCCGUGGAGGUCGGAAUAGAAUCCGAUCGGGUGCAACAGUACGACGCGGAUAACGCCGGGCGGAGGCAGCUGGAGCUAAACUUGAUAGAUGAGGUGCAAGCCAAAGCAGCCGUCCGACUAUUGGCGUACCGGCAAAGGAUGAAGCAGAGUUACAACAGGCGAGUAAUUCCCAGAGCGUUCCAAGUCGACGACCUAGUAUGGAAGAAAGUAAAGUCGGUCGAUGACGAAUAA